Molecule: messenger RNA, 3745 nt
Organism: Quercus robur (English oak)
Lineage: Eukaryota; Viridiplantae; Streptophyta; Magnoliopsida; Fagales; Fagaceae
Product: NAC domain-containing protein 73-like
Exons: 7
Coding region: 222-1031 (269 amino acids)
Biological process (GO): regulation of DNA-templated transcription
Cellular component (GO): nucleus
Molecular function (GO): transcription cis-regulatory region binding; DNA-binding transcription factor activity
Source: RefSeq, a predicted model, not a curated record
CUUUGUUUCUCUCUCUCACGCAGUAUUGGAAUCAGCUCAUGAGCUAAGAAGAAGAAAAACAAAAAAAGUGCGUAGAAGAACUAAAUUCCUUUCCUGAUAUCAAGAAGGAGGUCAAGGAAAACGUGUUUUAAAAACUAGAGUGAUCUCUAUACUCUAAAGAAGUGGAAGAAACCAGAGGGAAAAUCGAGUUUUGGGAUGGGCAUGAGAGCAAAAACAAAGAGAUGACAUGGUGCAAUGAUUCAGACGAUGAUAGGGCUCUUCAGAUAGUCACGGCAACUUCUAAAGAAAAUACAAAUGUUCUCGACCCACCCAAAACCGAUGAUAUCAGAUAUACCAUAACAUGCCCAUCAUGUGGCCAGGACAUAGAAUUCCAAGAUCAGGCCGGAAUUCAUGAUUUGCCGGGGCUACCAGCAGGGGUGAAGUUUGAUCCGACAGACCAUGAGAUUCUUGAACAUUUAGAGGCAAAGAUUCUGUCUGAUACGCGGAAGCUUCAUCCUCUUAUUGAUGAAUUCAUCCCAACACUUGAGGGAGAGAAUGGAAUUUGCUAUACUCAUCCAGAAAAACUACCAGGAGUAAGCAAAGACGGCCAAAUCCGGCACUUCUUCCAUCGACCUUCAAAGGCAUACACGACUGGGACUAGGAAACGAAGGAAGGUCCACACUGAUGAAGAUGGAAGCGAGACGAGAUGGCACAAAACAGGCAAGACAAGGCCAGUCUUUGUUGGUGGGGCAGUGAAGGGGUACAAAAAGAUCUUGGUUCUCUACACCAACUAUGGCAGGCAAAGAAAGCCUGAGAAAACAAACUGGGUGAUGCACCAAUACCAUCUUGGAAACAAUGAAGAAGAGAAAGAUGGAGAAUUAGUGGUUUCAAAGGUUUUCUACCAGACACAACCUAGACAAUGUGGUUCAAGUAUUAAUGAUUCAUUGAAUAACCAAAGCGUGCAUGAUAAUAGUCCUAAUGAGAUUCCUAUACCUAAAAACCCUACAGCUCUUUUGGAGUAUUACAACACUCCUUUUAUUAACUAUGACUAGGGGUACGGAUGGCCAUACCCAUUGGGUAAUGGAUAUCCAACCCUACCCGAUUCAAAUAUUCCGGGUAAUACCCGAUUCCUCAUGGGUAGAGCUUAACUGGGUAGGGUAUGGGUAUUACCCGGAAUAUUUGAAUCGGGUAGGGUAUGGAUAUUAUCCAAACCCGACCCAUGUUAAAAAAAAAAAAAAAACCCUAAACCUCUCUCACCAUCACUCACACUCUCUUUACCUCUCUGCCUCUCCUCAUCGUCUCUUCUCACCGCUUCAUGUUGUGGGAAGGCUCUGUCUCUUACAUAUACAUACAUUUAUUUGUUUUGGCAUCGAUUUUACACUUGAUUCUUGUUCCUCGUUCAUCGUCUCUGGUUUUUCUACCACUUUCUUUCCUCAGUUGCCUACAUGUCUACCACAUAUUCUGCCUCAACCCCAGCCCCAAGGCCUCCAACUAGCAUGACAUCAGAAUCACAAUCGUUGUUUGGGGAGGAAGUUAAGUCCAUUCUAGUUGAGAAUCCACAACAACAAGCCAUGAAAAGAAGAACAACUUCAGACAUAUGGAAUCAUUUUAAGAAAGAGAAUAUUGAUGGGAAAGUUAAGGUCCAACGCAACUACUGUGGAAGACUUAUGGCUAGAGCAAGUACAUCAGGGACGGCUCAUUUAAAACUACACAUAGCAAAAAGUUGUCCAAGUGCUCCGAGGGAAGGAACAGAUAUUAGGAAGCAAGUUCUUGUCAAACAAUACAAUAGGAUAAGAAGUAAAGGGAUCUCAAGCCCUAGUGUUUUUAAUGAAGAGGAUCAGAAGGCUUCGAGGAGGGACCUUGCUCGAAUGGUCAUUUUGCAUGAGUAUCGUCUUGCAAUUGUUGAUCAUGUUGGGUUUUGGGAUUUUGUUGGUGGUCUUCGGCCAAAUUUUAAAACAAUAGGAAGAAACACAUUGAAGUGAGAUAUCAAAAAAAUUUAUAAUGAAAAGAAGCAGAAGACUGUGGUAGAAAUUGACAAGAAUGCCAAGUAAAGUUGCAAUCACAACGGACUUGUGGACUGCAAACAACAAUAAGAGGUCAUUCAUGGUAAUCACAUCGCACUACAUAAGUGACUCUUGGACUUUGGAAAGCCGAGUUAUAAGGUUUAUUCAUAUGCCAUCUCCACAUGAUAAGUAUUCUUUUUCUAAAAUCCUUUUGGAGUGUCUUUCUGAUUGGAAGAUUGAUUUGAAUUUAUCUACCAUAACUGUAGAUAAUGCUAGCAACAAUGAUGGCAUGAUGAAACUUAUUUCGGAUAAGCUUCAAACUGGUUCACUUAUUUUAGGUGGAAAAUUGUUGCAUGUGCGUUGUGCAGCACAUAUUCUGAAUUUGGUUGUUCUAGAGGGUUUGAAUGUAAUUGGUGAUGGUAUUGAGAAGGUUCAAAGUAAUGUAUAUUUUUGGACACAAUAGCCAAAAAGAACAGAAAUUUUUGAAAAAAUAUCUCGCCAAUCACAUAUUGCAAGUACUAAGGAACUGGUACUUGAUUGUAGGACUCGUUGGAACUCUACAUAUUUGAUGCUUUCAACUGCCUUGAUUUAUAAAGAUGUCUUUCCCUGUUUACUGUGUUGUGAGCAUCAGCAUCAAUUUGCUCUAACUGAUAGGGAUUAGGAGAUAGCACAAAUUGUUUGUGAGAAGUUCGGUUACUUUCAUAAAGUUACUGUGUUGCUUUCUGGUACUGCGUACCCUACGGCUAGUCAUUAUUUUCCUUCGGUCUUCUGGGUGAAGAUGGAAUUAAAUCAGUGGCUUUCAAGUGAAGAUGAGUUGGUUAAGAAAAUGGCAGCAAGGCUAACGAAGAAAUUGACAAGGUUAAGAACCUUCUUUUUGAGUUAUUUGAGUAGUAUGUCAUAGAAAACAUUGAUAGAGGAGUCAUUUAUUCUCAAGCUUUAUCUUCUACAUCUACAUCAAGUGUUGCACAUGAACAUGAUGAUACAAUGAGGGACUAUGAUUUGUUUGUUAGUAAUGUGACUACUAACAUAGGUCAAAGGGGUAAGGAUAUUAUAUUGGAGUUUGAACUUUAUACUAGUGAGAAAGUGGCACCUAGAACUAAACAAUUUGAUGUUUUGGGUUGGUGGAAGCAUAAUGGUAGUAAGUAUCCUACCUUGCAACGCAUUGCAAGGGAUAUUUUGGCUAUUCCUAUGACAACAAUUGCCUCAAAGUCAGCUUUUAGCACUAGCGGGAGAUUGUUAAGUUCACAUCGUAGCCAUCUUCAUCAUGAUACCUUAGAAGCAUUGAUGUGUGGGCAAAAUUGGUUAUAGAGCAAACUUAAAGGUGUACCAAAAGAUGCUACCAUUCAAAAUGUUCUUGAUGAUUAUGAAGAAAAUGAAGUGGAGGAAAGUCAUGCCAUGGAGCUUUCAGACUAAUGGACAGGUCCUGCACUGUUAGUUGAUGUUCCAAGGGAUAAGAACAUUACUGGUAUGUUCUCUCUUCUUUAAUUGAGACUGAUUUUACUCUGCUAUGUGCAGGCAACUGGUAUGCCAGGCUUGUUAGUUGGCUAAUGUGUUUGUGUAUGUGAAUAUGAAACAAUAUAUGGGUAUUGUGAACUUUUUGUGUAUGUGUUUAUUGUGUUGUAUCACUGUGUGUGUACGUGAAGUUUACUCUCAAUGAAUGUUGCUUGUCUUGAGCCAAAAAUAGGAAAAUCUUUAGAAGUUCAAAACUGGAAUGUUGUAUAUUGGAUUUUACAUUGGGAAUUGAGCUAGUGACCACUUUUGAA